CCGCCAACCGUGUCCUCGGACAUCACUCCGAGAACCUGCGGACGUCCCUUGAAGACCUUAUCGAGAUGCCACCCACUGGCGGUGCUGUGUGAAAUAAAGCCAUCCAUCCGACUCCGGUUGGCGCAAAAAUGGCGGCAUCCGAACCGGCCGAUUCAGAGUCCGAAGAGAGAAAUGGAAAGAGCUACGAUGUCGCCGCAAACCAAGAGAAUACCCCAGAUUCGGCAAGGAAGUUACUCACCAACAGUAAAAGCAAAAAUGGGAAAGCAAGUCACCAAAAGAACCAGAAAGAUUGCACCAGGGUGGUGGUUGUGGCAUUAACACCUGAAAGGAGAAGAGAAACAUGGGACAAGAAGGUGGAGUUCUUGCUUGCAGUCAUUGGAUUUGCGGUUGACUUGGGUAACGUGUGGAGGUUUCCUUACAUUUGUUACCAGAACGGGGGAGGUGCGUUCCUGAUACCAUACACUGUGAUGCUUCUGUUUGGCGGCCUUCCCUUGUUCUACAUGGAGCUGGCUUUAGGACAGUUUCACAGAAGUGGUUGCCUUACCAUCUGGAAAAGGAUUUGUCCUGCUCUUAAAGGUGUGGGAUAUGCAAUAUGCUUGAUAGACAUCUACAUGGGCAUGUACUACAACACGAUCAUUGGUUGGGCACUGUAUUAUCUGAUAACCUCCUUCCAAUCAGAACUACCAUGGACGACUUGUCGGAAUGAAUGGAAUACCAGAGCCUGCAAACCUGUCACGGAGUUCAGGCCGAAUCAGACCAUAUUGGCCUCCAGUCCAGCCAGGGAAUUUUUUGAACGAGAAGUAUUAGAACAGUACAAAUCUGAUGGCCUGAACAGAAUGGGUCCCAUCAAGCCAGCAUUAGCCUUAUGCGUUUUCGCCGUGUUUGUUCUAGUUUAUUUUUCUUUAUGGAAAGGCGUUAGAAGUACUGGAAAGGCAGUAUGGAUAACAGCUCUUGCUCCAUACGUAGUACUGAUAAUACUACUAGCAAGGGGUGUAACCCUCCCAGGUGCGGCGGAUGGAAUCAGGUACUACCUCACACCAGAUUGGAAGAAAUUAUACAACACAAAGGUAUGGAUAGACGCAGCUUCCCAAAUAUUUUUCUCACUGGGUCCUGGUUUCGGGACCCUGCUAGCCUUGGCCAGCUACAACAAAUUCAACAACAACUGCUAUCGAGACGCCAUCUUGACCAGCAGUAUCAACUGUCUUACCAGCUUUUUGGCAGGAUUUGUGAUUUUUUCGGUGCUUGGCUAUAUGGCUCACGUGCAACAUAAGAGUAUAGAAGAUGUCGGACUAGAAGGUCCGGGCUUAGUAUUCAUCGUCUAUCCAGAAGCGAUAGCAACUAUGAGUGGCAGCGUCUUUUGGUCGGUAAUCUUCUUUUUGAUGCUGAUCACUCUAGGUUUGGACAGCACUUUUGGGGGCUUAGAGGCCAUGAUCACAGCCUUAUGUGAUGAAUACCCCAGGGUCCUGGGCAGGCACAGAGAAUUGUUUGUGGCUGCACUACUUUUAGGAAUAUAUGUGUGUGCUCUUCCUACUACCACUUAUGGUGGUGUCUACCUAGUGAACAUGCUCAAUAUCUAUGGUCCAGGCUUAGCGAUACUGUUCGUGGUAUUUGUAGAGGCAGCUGGCGUUUGUUGGAUAUAUGGAACUGAAAAUUUCGCCAGAGAUAUAGAAAAAAUGAUAGGACACAGACCUGGAUUAUUUUGGAGGAUAUGUUGGAAAUAUAUUAGUCCUGUAUUUAUCCUGAUAAUUUUCAUCUUUUCGUUACUAAGCCACGAAGAAAUGCUUGGUACAGAAUACAAAUAUCCAGAAUGGAGCUUAAAAGUAGGCUAUACACUCACGGCCUCAUCCAUAGUGUGUAUACCUCUCUAUAUCAUUUACAAAUUCAUCAUAACUCCAGGAAAUGUUUUGCAGAGGUGGAAAAUGAUCUGGCAAGCAGAACAUUCGUCAGACAACAGUGCGUUUACCUACUGUGGAAGCACAGACGUCUGACCUGGAAGCAUCUCAGACACAUCUCGUUCCUGUACAAUUGAAUGGUUAGUGUAAGAUCUCAAUGUCAUUAGGCAAGUUUUGAUAGACCAAAUGGUUAUUACCCUGGAGCUCCGUUGCUAUCUGAAAUAUUUAUGGAUCAAAGUUUUGGUAAACAGGGUGCUUCGGAAAAAUGCGGCAAUACGUAAAGUUCAUAACACUCUAUGUUAAUAUAAUUUUGAAAUAGAAAAAACUUAGAUCUUCGAAAUUGUUUGAUAUAUUGAAUUGAAAUUUUCUACAUUUGGUACUGACAUCGAAGCUAAUAUAUACAGACAUGUCAAUGCCUAAGACUAUACCAGUGGUGUAGAAAUUGAGCAAACAUGACCCCCUAAGAAAAAAUCGUGUUCUACACCACUGAAUUUUUUGGAAUAUAUACUGCAUUUCUAAAUGAGGUAUUCAAUUUCACAUGAAUUGCCUCUCUUAAAAACUGUUGUUCAAACUUCAACCCGUUCUACUUUAAGAAUACUCUAAUCUCACUGUAACAUUAUUUAAACAAUGUUCAUGUUUUCUAUUUAUCCAGUCUCAUCAGUGCAGUCGCGCACAAAUUUACAAAGCUCUGUAUCUUGGUAAUAAGAUAUUUUAGAACCUAUGUUUAGAGGCCAUAUCGUCAUUCCUUCCUACAAUUGUAGGACGCCUUUAUAGCCUCCAUGAUUCUCAUACUUUUUUCUCUCCUUCAGAAAGACUGGAGUAUUUCUAAGUUUCUACUGUUUGCUAUCCUUUAUUUGUGAAUUGUAGGAAAUUUCGAUGCUCUAAAUCCAAAGCAUGAACAAUUUGAUGCAAAUAGAUAUUUGUAACAUAACCUCAAAAUAGAGCACUGAGACGGAACAGUAGAAAACUAUGAAAAUCAAGGAGGCCAUAAAGGCGUCCUACAAUUUUAGGAACGACAGACGACACGGCCCUUACUUUUUAUCCCAAAAGUAUUGCCACGUUUUUCUGAAACAUCUUGUAGAUUUUAUUCCAAAAGGCAGUAAAAAACACUUUUCCAAUCAAAACAUUAUUCUCUUUAUAAUAAUAGUAUAUUACAACAAAGACAUGCAUGUAUACAGAGAUAUGACGGAAUUCCAAGGUAGUCGUAAAAAAUAGUCCUUUAAGCUCAUUUUGUAGAUGGUAGAUGGUAAGCUUUAUAUACUGGUUUAGCGAUAAAUAUAUACAAAUGGUGAUUUGAAUAUAUUGAUUAUAAAAAUGUUACAAUUUUGAUCGAAUAUCAGCCAUAUUUGAUUGUUAAUUGAAGAUUUUUUAAUAAGCGUUACGUUGUUGUUAAAUGUUAAUCGAUAGUGAUUUUAUAGAUGAUAUCCUCGUAAUAAAUUGAUAGAUCUCAUAAUGUUGUGAUACAUAUGUAAUCUAAUCAAAUAAUAUUUGUCCAUUAGAUCUGAGUGGUUAGAGCUAGCGCACAUCCGGAUAUGGCAGGCGAGUAGAGCAUUAUAAAUAAUAUUCUUUCCGACAGGACACAUUUGACGAAAGAAAUGCUCUAACGGUACCGUGCGCAUCUGCAUACCAACAGUUUGCAACGAGAGCAAUAGUAUAAGGGACAGUUGAGCGUCGGAAAAAUUUGUAGAUCGUGGGAAAACAACGGUAUCCUUUGAUGUGUGCUGCUGGUCCCGCUGCUGCUGAUGAUGCUGGCGCUGGUACACCAGGUGACACACCAGGUCUUGCUGCUGCAAAAUCUUCCCAGGCUUAGCUACCUCUUAUACUAAUGAAAGCUCCCUUUUUGGUAUCCCACAACGUGCGCUACAAUAGCCCAGAAGAAUUUUUCUCCAACGGCAUCAGAGAGCAUGAUUUGGGAUCCCGCGGACAGAUGCUGGCAUGCCGCGGUAUUCCUUCCACAAGAGAUUUUCCUCAUCCAUGUUCGCUGCCGGAAAGGAAAUCCAUUUCUAUGUUCUCCAGCUGUGCGAUAGCAUAGAAAAUUAAAAAUAAAUAUGGCAACCAGCCAAAGUCAUAUUUAUUUUGGUUAUGUAUAAAGACAGAGUAUCGCGGAUGUAGAAUAAUUGGUGUAAAAAGCUAUAAAUUUAAAUUUUACCGUUUGUUAUGACCUUGCAUUAACAGUUCGUGAAAUAUUUCCCUAUUAUUUUAUCCAAUUUAAGACACUACCAUUGUUAGUUCUCGAAGAUUGAUGCAUAGUGAUUACCGUUGAGAAAAAUCUAUACCGUCAGCAUCCGUUGGCAUAUUGCGGCAUCUGACCUACGUAUGAAAGUAUCUACAGACUUGACUGAAAGAUACCGCGGCAUUUCGAGAUUUCUCGCUGCGGAAGAACUUGUCCUCCAAUAACGAAGGAUUUUUAUCUGUCGGCAUCGAAGAACACGCUGAGGAAUACGGUGGAGGGAGGAGUCGGAUUGCCGCAGCAUCCUCUGUCAGCAACGUUGUAGACAUUCUCGCAAGCUGGCAGGAUGCCACUUUAUGCCGAUGGAUACUCACGGCAUCAGUGUGCGCUGCUUGAAGAACAAUUCUUUUCGAUACUUUUGCAUGCUUUCUUUAGGUACGAGCUCGCCGUAAGCUUAAUGAAUGUGUUAUGAAUUGUAUAAAUAGGAGAAAAUAGACGUAAAUAUACUUAAUGUAAAGGCCUGCAAAAAGCAUUAUUAUAAAUGUUAUGUCAUAUGCAAGUAUUCUUAUAAUGCUAACGGUUACUAUAAGAGGCAUUAAUGCUGUCCUAAUUAAUUGCGUUUGGCCCCUUCAUUAACUAAACAUUUUGUAAGCCAUUGUACAUAAUAUACCAUAUUCUGUUUUUUAGUAUGUACACUGCGUAAGACAAUAAUUUAGUUUUUCGUUAAGUUUUAAAAGGGAUUGAAAACUUAAAUAGCUGUACGAUUCAGAGGGCCUACCUCUAUUUAAGUGUGGACAUUCCCUCCGACAUAGUUUUUAAGAGAUAAUAAAUGGAGUAACUCAGCCAUUACUACAUUUAGCUAUAUGGGUAUUGUAAUAAUAAUUCCUAACAAACAACGAUCUAUAGUAGUAUAAUGUAAGUAUUUAUUCAUUUUGUAUGUUUUUAGUUUUAUGGAAAAAUCAUUUUAUAAUUAAUAUCACUUGCGUUUCUCAAACAGCCAUGAAAUGCAAGUGGUAAUUCAUACUGUUAUUUAUUG
Molecule: messenger RNA, 5098 nt
Organism: Acanthoscelides obtectus
Lineage: Eukaryota; Metazoa; Arthropoda; Insecta; Coleoptera; Chrysomelidae
Source: the annotation of a GenBank genome assembly